This is a messenger RNA of Rhagoletis zephyria (snowberry fruit fly), 1666 nucleotides long. It is a transcript of the gene Src64B, whose product is annotated as Tyrosine-protein kinase Src64B. Gene Ontology annotation, molecular function: ATP binding; protein tyrosine kinase activity; protein binding. NCBI's taxonomy places the organism in Eukaryota, Metazoa, Arthropoda, Insecta, Diptera, Tephritidae. The record is from RefSeq and is a predicted model, not a curated record. Gene Ontology annotation, biological process: protein phosphorylation.
CUUCUACCACUUCUUCUCCUUCCACUUUCCGGUUUAUUUACAGCUGGCGUUCAAGGUGGCCUACCCAAGCGGCGCGUCGUUGUCGCCCUAUACGACUACAAGUCGCGCGAUGAAUCUGAUUUGAGCUUCAUGAAGGGCGACCGGAUGGAAGUAAUCGACGACACCGAAUCCGAUUGGUGGCGCGUAGUCAAUUUGAGCACACGUCAGGAGGGUUUAAUACCGCUAAACUUUGUUGCCGAGGAGCGCAGUGUCAACAGCGAAGAUUUCUUUUUUCGAUUUCACAUUUACCCAGUGUUGUUGGCGGAGGAGAAUCCGCGCGGCACAUUUCUCGUACGCCCGUCGGAACACAAUCCUAAUGGAUAUUCGUUGUCGGUGAAGGAUUGGGAAGAUGGCCGUGGCUACCAUGUGAAGCACUAUCGCAUCAAACCGCUUGACAAUGGUGGCUACUACAUUGCCACAAAUCAGACUUUCCCUUCGUUACAGGCGCUCGUGAUGGCCUACAGUAAAAAUGCACUUGGCCUUUGCCACAUUCUGUCACGUCCGUGUCCGAAGCCACAGCCGCAAAUGUGGGAUUUGGGACCGGAAUUGCGUGACAAGUACGAGAUACCACGCUCCGAAAUUCAGUUAAUACGCAAAUUGGGACGUGGCAACUUCGGUGAGGUGUUCUACGGCAAAUGGCGCAACAACAUUGACGUCGCUGUGAAAACGCUGCGCGAAGGCACCAUGUCAACGCAGGCAUUCCUGCAAGAGGCAGCUAUAAUGAAGAAGUUUCGACACAAUCGUUUGGUGGCAUUAUAUGCCGUCUGCUCACAGGAGGAACCCAUUUACAUUGUGCAGGAGUACAUGUCCAAAGGCAGCUUACUGGACUUUCUACGUGAAGGUGAUGGCCGUUAUUUACACUUUGAAGAUCUUAUUUAUAUAGCCACACAAGUGGCAUCCGGCAUGGAAUAUCUCGAAUCGAAACAAUUAAUACAUCGUGAUCUGGCCGCACGCAAUGUGCUAAUCGGCGAGAAUAAUGUUGCCAAAAUUUGUGAUUUCGGUUUGGCGCGUGUCAUCGCCGAUGACGAAUACUGCCCCAAACAGGGUUCACGCUUCCCUGUAAAAUGGACUGCGCCCGAGGCGAUAAUCUAUGGCAAAUUUUCAAUAAAAUCCGACGUUUGGUCUUAUGGUAUUCUACUAAUGGAAUUAUUCACCUACGGACAAGUGCCAUAUCCAGGCAUGCAUAGUCGAGAAGUGAUUGAGAAUAUUGAACGAGGCUUCCGCAUGCCAAAACCGACUAAUCAUUAUUUCCCCGAUAAUAUUUAUCAUCUACUACUACAAUGUUGGGAUGCGGUGCCGGAGAAACGACCAACAUUUGAAUUCUUAAAUCACUAUUUCGAAUCGUUCACUGUGACGUCAGAGGUGCCCUAUCGGGAAGUGCAGGAUUAAGCAGUGAGUUUGGGGGCGUAGUAGAUAGCUGAGGAGCACUCGAAACGGCAGCGUGUGGGGAGUUGACGGCGCCGGCAGCGAGUGCUGCAUCAUUAUUGCCAGUGCGAUAUACACAUAUACAUAAACAUAAAUAUAACUAGUUUUAAUUUUAAGCCUUUUUAAUUGAAUUGAGAUGUGAGCAAAGGAAGGAGUCUUAUGCAAAAAGUAAAAACUGAAUAAAAAGUAAUACAAAAAAAAA